GUCAUUGCUGAAAUUACUUCCUGUUUCCUCUGUCAUGCUCACCGUACAACGCUAAUAGUCCUGCUGCCCUCUAAAGAUGAGAUAUUUUGUUUACUACGUUCAAAACCCGCUUUUACAAAGUAGCCCCGCGUGCGGGUGCGACGCACGGCAGAGACCCGGACACAGCGUGCGCGAGGAGGCAAGGGCAGCGCUGUCAGCAUGCUGUUAUCGCAGCUGCCGGAAGAUGUUCUCUAUCAUAUCUUGUCUUAUUUGGGCUACAAAUCCCUCAGUCACCUCUCUCAAGUUUGUAAAACCACUUACCACUUUGUGAACCGGGACGCAGUGUGGAGGAACAUUGCCAAAGAAUUUUUAAACACUGGAAUCACUCGGAACGGGACGGACAUAUAUCCUUCCAUCCCGCUGAAGGAGAGGGUGACGAUAGCUCAAAACUGGUACGACGGGGUCUGCAAAAAGGCAAUUCCUCUCAAAUGGAAAACAAAACUGUUGCCAUGGUUGCAGCUUGAUGGGAACGUACUGUUUCUGUCUCAGGCUGCCGAUAUUGGAGCGUACCAUCUGCGCUCGGACUCUGGGAGGCUCCAGCGUAACCCGUUUAAAAUAUACUCGGGCCACAAGGGCGAUGUCUGCCGCUUCGUCCUGACAGACUCUCACCUGAUCAGCGGUGGAAGUGAUGGCAGGAUCCUGGUUCACAGCAGGAGGAGGGACAUGUCGGUGGAGUUGUCGGGUCACAACCAGGAAGUCAACUGCCUGGACUCCAAAGAUGGACUCAUCGUCAGUGGAUCCAGAGACCGAACAACCCGGAUUUGGAGUCUGACCUCCAGCUGCCCCAGAGACACCAUCCCCAUGUAUGACAGAGUGUGGUCUGUUGCUAUUAGUCCCACAUUGAGCUAUGUCGAGGCUCUCUCUGCCGCAUCUAUGGUGUUGGCUGUCGUAGGCUCUGGGCAAGGACUGCGAAGCCCCUGCAUCCAACUUCAACCAGGAUUCAGCUUGCCCUCCUGCUAACUUGCCCGCAUUCAUAAACCAGAGGUGAGCUUCCUCUCGAAGGCCUUGGCCAAGCGAUCUUCCCAGGGAUCUAUUACUUCCACUAUGAGGACUUUCCUCAGGAUUCGGACAUGAGGACGAGUCCCUUGCAGAGGCCAAGAUCCUGUCCUGGCGGCACCCAGCUCUUGUAAUGAUGAUGGCCUGUUUUGAGGGGCGGGACCGCUUGCUGUACUGCACCUCCAUUGCUGCCUCCACCUUCUCCUUAACCCCCAUCCUACAAAUGUAUUCAACAUAAAGACUACUGACUGGGGUCCCCAAGAAAAAACUACCGUAAGAGACAACCAUCAUACCAAAACGCUAACUAAUGUCUUCUUAGUCAUUAUUAGUUAUGCAAUUAAUGUCAUCUGAUGGAAAAAAGCUGUUGACCAGCUUCCACUGCUUGCCAUCUCCUAGCAGUCCUCAACUCGAUUCCAUCUUUUGACCACGUUUGGGUCAAACAACUCCCUUUCUUGCAACACCCCCCUAAUUUUCGUCAUCUUGAAAUUGUCUUCCAAGGAUCUGACUGGCAGUCGCAGCCAGCUCAGACUCCUAGGCUCCUAGGUGGAUCAGUGUUGAUGAGGUGUCCGUCAGGGUACUUUCAAACAUCUUGAUGGUAGGGGUGGUAGAAUAAAAGGAGAAAGUCCGAACAGCAGAGUUGUGAGUGCAACAUGACUGUAAUUAGAGCUGUGGAAAUGGACAUUAAACGGGAUUUACCUUGUCAGCCAUUAUAGUACAGUUGAAAUUAUUUGUAUAUCACCUUUAAUUUGAGGAUUAUGGAUGGAUUCUAUUAGAGAUGAGUCUCCAGCCCGUCUCUGUCCACUCUGUAUCUCUCUCUGCUCUCUCUCCUGCUGUAUACCUGGUGUGUGUGGGUCCAGGCUAUAGGAAGAGGGGCAGGUGGUUAGCUAAUAGCUGACUGAGAUGUUUCCUGCAGACCCUGCUGUCAUUCAAACAAGACCCAACAGGUCGAAGUGUGGGCCAGGCAGUUGCAGAUGUGUAGCGGGAGGUCAGCUCUCACACCAAGUCACGGACGAUGAGCUUUUUUGGACACGGCUGGCUUUGAGCUGGGUGCUCGGCUGGGUACUCGCCACAAUGUUCCCGCCGCCAACUCAGAAUGACUUCAUCACAUAAAUUGCGCCAAGCUUGAAGGCUCUACAAGUUGAGCCCAGUUCACAGUUCAUCUGGUUUGCAGAAACUGAGGUAUGAUGUGCAUGUCUAGAAAGUAAUGGAGCACAAACAAAAGUGCUUUCUGGGGCUGAGCUGUAAAGUGCUGGUUGAAAAGACACUUUUGGAAUGGCAAGUGUGUUCAUCUUCCAAGAGGAAGGCUGUAUGUGAGAAAAAAUAUCAGUUAAAUAUCCCUUUCUAGAUUUCAGCUCCAUUAAAAGAAUUCUGAAAAAUCAGUGUUGAUUUUUGUUAAAACAUUUAAACUCCUAUAGUAAAUUAGGUUUGGUACCUAAAAUGUGCUGUAACUCCUAGGUUAAUUUUCACAUUUGCGGACUCCAAAUUAGUUAUUUUGAAAAAUACUCAAGUCUUGAAAGUUGUAGACACAAGGUACCUCAUAUAGCAAGUAUUGGGAUGAAGAUGAAGCGAGCUAUGUUGCAGGUACCUUACAUAAUCUGAAUAGAAGAAGUGGAUUUAGUGACUGACAUCAAUUAUUGGUUUGUUGACUGCCGUUUUGAAGCCUAGAGUUCAGCAUUUUUGCUGUCACCACCUUGGUUGCCAUGUUGGCACCGUGUUAACCCCGCCCUAAAGCAUACCCUGCUAUUAUACUCUAAAUAGGACCAUCAUUUACUAAAUGAACAUCAUGCUGUAUUU
Messenger RNA from Anarrhichthys ocellatus (wolf-eel), 2829 nucleotides. Its product is annotated as F-box/WD repeat-containing protein 4-like. Lineage: Eukaryota; Metazoa; Chordata; Actinopteri; Perciformes; Anarhichadidae. The record is from RefSeq and is a predicted model, not a curated record. Gene Ontology annotation, molecular function: protein binding. Gene Ontology annotation, biological process: SCF-dependent proteasomal ubiquitin-dependent protein catabolic process. Gene Ontology annotation, cellular component: SCF ubiquitin ligase complex. The transcript has 6 exons. The coding region runs from base 199 to 999 and encodes 266 amino acids.